Molecule: messenger RNA, 1242 nt
Organism: Bipolaris oryzae ATCC 44560
Lineage: Eukaryota; Fungi; Ascomycota; Dothideomycetes; Pleosporales; Pleosporaceae
Product: glycoside hydrolase family 16 protein
Exons: 3
Coding region: 1-1242 (413 amino acids)
Biological process (GO): carbohydrate metabolic process
Molecular function (GO): hydrolase activity, hydrolyzing O-glycosyl compounds
Source: RefSeq, a predicted model, not a curated record
AUGGACACUACCCCUUCGCCAGCCGUGUCAGGCUACCAGAACGCAUAUAGGGGCGAAUUCUUUCGAUCACGGCGCGUUAAGCCUGAAGACGUUCAGCAGCCGUGGCUUGACAAGAAGCAUCCCCGACAGAUAUGGGUUACUAUCUUUCCCGUACUUGGUCUGGUUCUUGGCUUGGCCGUGACAGGAAUACUCAUCUGGGAUGGAUUGAGGUCCGUUGCACAGCACGGCUACUGUGAAAUACUCAACGACAACUUCACCUCUUGGAAUGAAAGUCUCUGGACAAAGGAGGUCGAGCUUGGUGGCUUUGGUAACGGGCAAUUCGAGAUGACCACAGGCACAAACGAGAAUGUAUUCAUCGACAAUGGCGAGCUCGUCAUAAAGCCUACCGUCCAGAAUGAGGAGUUCAUUAUGCAGGAUCAUAUCAUUGAUCUCCGUGGUCACGGCUGUACUGGUCUUGCCUGGACAGACUGCCUUGCAUCUACCAACACAACAAAUGGUACUAUUGUCAACCCUGUCAAAUCCGGUCGCAUCAACACCAAGCUUGGCGCUUCGAUCAAAUAUGGACGCGUCGAGGUCAUUGCCAAGCUACCCGCUGGAGACUGGCUGUGGCCCUCAAUCUCUAUGUUGCCCAAGGACAGCGUGUAUGGUCCUUGGCCCCGCUCUGGUGAAAUCGAUAUCAUAGAGUCGCGUGGUAAUGCACCUGGUUAUGAGCAGGGUGGAAACAACAUUGUCUCCAGUACGCUGCAGUUCGGUCCCGACUCCAACCACAAUGGUUGGUGGCGUAACAAUGUCAAGCGAAAGGCACUGCACACCACAUAUGCGGCUGGAUACAACACAUUUGGUGUCGAGUGGUCUGAGAAGUACAUAUUUACGUACAUCAACACACGCCUUCUUCAAGUCAUGUAUACGCAUUUCGACGAGCCGUUCUGGAAGUACGGUGGCUUUCCUCUAGCCGACGCUAACGGUACCCGUCUUGACAACCCGUGGGCGCACACCAAUAGCAACACCUCGCCCUUUGAUCAAAACUUCUACCUCGUCAUCAACCUAGGUGUCGGAUCAACAAACGGCUGGUUCGAAGAUAGUAAGAGCGGUAAGCCAUGGAUCGACAGGAGCGCCCGUGCUAAACUCGAUUUCUGGGAGGCGAGAAACCAAUGGCUGCCUACGUGGAAGGACGGUGGGCAAAUGAAGGUCAAAAGCGUGAAGAUGUGGCAGCAGAAGGGACAUAAUGGCUGCAAGGUUUAA